Nematostella vectensis (starlet sea anemone) is the source of this 772-nucleotide messenger RNA. RefSeq names its product gamma-tubulin complex component 2-like. Bases 254 to 538 code for a protein of 94 amino acids. The record is from RefSeq and is a predicted model, not a curated record. The transcript is spliced from 4 exons. Lineage: Eukaryota; Metazoa; Cnidaria; Anthozoa; Actiniaria; Edwardsiidae.
UACACAAAAUGGCGGCCAGUCUGUGGUAUUUGUCGUGAUUAUAAUUUUUUUCCUUUUCUUUUUUCCCUCUUUACAAAGCAUGUCCAUCGUUUCAUGGGCGUGCGAGUACUUUAUUUCUGCAGUUAAAAUGGAAUACUAAGCAUAUUAUUGAAGAAUAUUUGUAUUAGAAGAACCAGCAUUUAUAGAAUCAAGUCGGGCAUCAACUUCCCGCCAAGUUCAGAAAAAAAAGUGUUUACAUUCAAACUCGUAAAACAUGAGUGAAUUCAGAAUCCAUCACCAUGUCUCCGAGCUACUCUCUCUUCUUGGGGCUUCAGGAGGGGAGGGACCCAAGGUCUACACAGAAAUGCUGAUGAAAAACAUGACACCUUAUGUUACAACACAGGUGUCGGCUCAUACAGCAAAGCGCAAGAUUGCUGAGUGUUCAACUACACCAAGAGAAUUUCUCAAGAAAUAUGACGAGCUUAAAUCUAAAAAUGUCCGUGAGCUAGACCCUCUUGUUUACUUGCUUUCCAAACUUGUGGAAGACGAACAGGUAUAAUGGAACCGCCAGACUGAAAGUCUAAAACCCUGAUUUUUUGCCAGUCAUUUAUAUAGCAAUAUAUAGUCAUUUAUAUACCUCUGUUGAGCAGACACUUUUUACAGUCCCACCUUUAUAAGCAGUAUUUAUACCUUUACAGUGUACAUACAUCUUAUAGAAAUAAUUGUGGUUUUUAGAUGUAAAUGAAAAGCUUCUCUGUCUUGAUAUAAUGUAUAAAAUCUCAUAUGUACUGUA